Musca domestica (house fly) is the source of this 1086-nucleotide messenger RNA. Its product is annotated as pseudouridine kinase. Lineage: Eukaryota; Metazoa; Arthropoda; Insecta; Diptera; Muscidae. The transcript has a single exon. The record is from RefSeq and is a predicted model, not a curated record. Gene Ontology annotation, molecular function: kinase activity. Bases 1 to 1086 code for a protein of 361 amino acids.
AUGUCAAUGAAAGAGGAUUUACCAUCAACAAUUGAUGGUGCCAUGUACUAUGGAAAAUCUGCACAAUCAGCCGGAGGAGUAGGAAGAAAUUUGGCCGAAUCUAUAUAUAAACUAUUUGGAAAAGUAAAUUUUGUUUCAUUAAUUGGUGACGACAUUAUUGGAGAAAUUAUGUUAAACCUUUUGCCUGAACCUUUACGGCACAACAUAGUUAAACUUCCAGGCUCUCGAACUUCUUCUUGCACUGUCAUGGUUGACAAGGCUGGGGAUUGUAAACUCAUAUUAGGCGACAUGGAAAUUCAUAACAAGUUUCAUGCAGAAUAUAUUUCACGGAAGCUUUUACACACAGCAUCUGUUGUCAUAAUCGACGCAAAUUUACCCAUCGAUACAAUACAUUGGAUUUUAAAAACGGCUCGCGAGGUUAAAGUUCCGGUAUUUUAUGAACCCACAGAUUUGAGAAUAUCAGGAAAACCUUUCUAUAGCAGUGUACCGCAUCUUACCAACAUAAUUCGACUUAUAACUCCCAAUUAUGCCGAACUUCAAGAUAUCGUUAGAUCUGAAUUGGGGGACCACUAUGAAUUUGAUGAAGUGGAUUUAGAAAAUGUUGAAGCAACUCUUGAAUCAGUUAAACGUAUGCUUAAGGCUAUUUCUCAUAUGUUUGACUGUAUUGUGGUUACCUUGGGACAGGCUGGCAUUGUAUUAUCUCUAAACUAUUCAGUUAAUCCCUUCCAACAACCUUUGUUUAUCGAUCAGAAAUACAUAUUCGAUCCAACUGAAAGUACCGAAACAUCGAAGAGAAUUAUAUUUUUCCCCACUCGAAUUGUAGAAAAAAAUGUUGUCAGCGUUUCUGGUGCCGGGGAUAGCUUUGCUGGUGGUUUCAUUUCAGGACUACUAAAGGAAUACACCGUAUCUCAAUCGAUUGGAUAUGGCUUUCAUGCUGCUAGGGAGGCUUUGAAAACCGAAGCUGCUGUGCCAAAGGAAUACUUUCCACCAGGUUGGGAGGAUAGUGACUUUUGGUUGAGGAGAAUGGAGUACUUUAAAACACCAAGUUGGUUCGGAGUAAAAAUUUGGGAUUAUGUAAUUGACUAG